AUGGCAUUAUUUCCCAACACCACAGGGACUCAGGUGACCGAAUUCCUGAUGAUCUGCUUUCCAGGAAUGCAAGACACGCAGCACUGGCUCUCCAUCGCCCUGGCUCCUCUCCUGGUUUUGGCAGUGGGGGCCAACAUUGUGCUGUUGCUCACCAUUUUGAGGGAGGCAUCUCUGCAUGAGCCCAUGUACUACCUGCUUGCCAUCCUCUCUGUGCUUGACGUCAUCCUCUGCCUCACAGUCAUCCCCAAGGUCCUGCUCAUCUUCUGGUUCGACAUGAAGCCCAUCAGCUUUGUGGGAUGCUUCCUGCAGAUGUUCAUCAUGAAUACCUUCCUUCCCAUGGAGUCUUCCACAUUUCUGGUCAUGGCCUAUGAUCGCUAUGUGGCCAUCUGUCAUCCACUGCGUUAUCCAUCCAUCAUCACAGAACAGUUCAUCAUUAAUGCAGCCAUCUUCAUUGUCUUUCGAAAUCUGAUAGCCACAGUGCCCACUCCAGUCCUGGCUGCUAGACUCAACUAUUGUGCCAGCAAUGUGGUAGAGAACUGUAUAUGUGCCAACAUUUCUGUAGCGAGGCUCUCAUGUGACAAUAUCCACAUAAAUAAGCUCUAUCAAUUUGUGAGUGUUUGGUGCCUACUGGGCUCUGAUCUGGUCCUCAUCUUGCUGUCUUACUGCUUUAUCCUGAGGGUUGCUAUGUGUCAGCGGUCGGGAGGUACAGUCACCAAGGCCUUGAGUACCUGCGGUUCACAUCUCAUCCUUAUACUUUUCUUCUAUACACUACUACUGGUCUUCAUCUUCACAAACAAGGCAGGAAAGAAGAUACCCUCCGAGGUACCUAUUCUUCUCAAUGUUCUGCACCAUCUCAUCCCACCAGCCCUCAACCCCAUUGUUUAUGGAGUACGAACCCAGGAAAUCAAGCAGGGGAUUAUUAAACUUCUUAAGCCCCAGUUCUGA
Molecule: messenger RNA, 945 nt
Organism: Jaculus jaculus (lesser Egyptian jerboa)
Lineage: Eukaryota; Metazoa; Chordata; Mammalia; Rodentia; Dipodidae
Product: olfactory receptor 56A4-like
Exons: 2
Coding region: 1-945 (314 amino acids)
Biological process (GO): G protein-coupled receptor signaling pathway
Cellular component (GO): membrane
Molecular function (GO): olfactory receptor activity; G protein-coupled receptor activity
Source: RefSeq, a predicted model, not a curated record